Leishmania braziliensis MHOM/BR/75/M2904 is the source of this 612-nucleotide messenger RNA. RefSeq lists its product as hypothetical. NCBI's taxonomy places the organism in Eukaryota, Euglenozoa, Kinetoplastea, Trypanosomatida, Trypanosomatidae. Gene Ontology annotation, biological process: mitochondrial translational termination. Gene Ontology annotation, molecular function: translation release factor activity. Bases 1 to 612 code for a protein of 203 amino acids. The transcript has a single exon. Gene Ontology annotation, cellular component: mitochondrial large ribosomal subunit. The record is from RefSeq and is a predicted model, not a curated record.
AUGCCAGUGCGGCUGCUGCUGGGUACGGGCUUGGCUCACGCCCGUCAGGUACCCCGGGGACUGUCACCGAUGCUCUCCUGCUGCACCCCACACCACCUCACGGCUUCCUUAUCGUCGCUGACUGAGAGGGCGCGUGCGUCGCACAUUAGCUCUUUCAAGGAGUCAGGGUACUAUCGGCUGGAGAACCCAAAGCGCAUCAGCAUCGACCCCUGCGUCUACGAGAUUCGCACGAUGCGCGGCAGCGGCCCGGGCGGCCAGGGCGUAGAUAGCAGCAGCAACAAAGUGGAGCUGCGCGCGGACAUGGAGCUCCUGUCUGAGUUUUUUGAUGAGGAGCUUCUCGCCGCACUGCGGCGCAAUGAGGCCGGUGGCGCUCUCACUGCUGACGGGACAACCAUUCUCGUGAGUUGUCAUGAACACCGUAGCGCUUUGCAGAACAAAGAGGGCUGUCUGCGCAAGUUGCAGGCGCUUCUGCACAAGGCAUCUUGGGUGCCACCGGUGGAGGCCGACCCCGUUGAGCGGCCAUCUUUCGUCGUCACCGAGCACAAGGGUAGACGACGCAAGAAGAGCAACAUGGGCCGCAUGAUCCGAUCCGCGCGUUGUGGGCUGUGGUGA